Messenger RNA from Pocillopora meandrina, 2970 nucleotides. The record is from the annotation of a GenBank genome assembly. Lineage: Eukaryota; Metazoa; Cnidaria; Anthozoa; Scleractinia; Pocilloporidae.
AUGGGACUAUACUUUACAAUUACCCAGCUGUCUGUGAUGCAUGUACAGAUUGGUGAUGGUCUGUCUGUUGGGGAUCAGGAGAGUGACUGUGAUGAUGACGACAGGCGGAAAUUGAUCAGUCAUUAUGCCAAUGACAAGUACCUCAGUAAAUGGGAAGUGGCUAAAGAGGAAGAAGAGAUUGAAGAGGAAACAGAAAAGUUGGAUGAGAAAGAGCCAAGUAUAGAAAACUCAGAGUAAGUUUUCGUGUUUGUUAAUUGUGGCAUUUUUAAUCCUUUACACCCGAACAUCAGUGUUUUUAUUCUCCAUAUUGUUGUUUAUACAUUUCCUAAGCAGCUGACAAGGAGAAUUUGUUUAACAAUCAAGAGGUUCUGUAGUUGGUGAUUAUUUCCUUUAUUUUCAUAACCUUAAUGAGUGAUACAGGGGUGAUACUGUGAGGAGAAAAUAAUUUUUUUUAGGGAUUAGAGGGUUAACCCUUCAAGUCUUUUUAACUCCUUCAAUCUGUAAAUUGAAGUACAAAUUCUCCCCACUGUAGUCUUCAAUAUUUUGGUUUUCUUUUUGGGUAAUUGUUAUAAUUUGUAUAAUAGAUACCGGCUCAAAUUCUUUGUGUAUGAGUUGCAAAAUGACCCAUUCUAGAAACAACUGUAGGUAUAUAAAGGUACAAACAAAUGGUACAUUUUCAAUAAAGCUUGCUAGAGGGUAUAAUUUUGUAAUUGUUAAGGGAGUUAUAAAGCUUGGCAUAGCUUAGAUCUAAAUCAAGAUCGUCAGAGUGAGAUGUGGAUAGUUUUUAUUCUGGCUUAAAACAGAGUAUCCUUGACCUUUCAACUCAGUUCCAAUUGAUUGGCACAUGUGGUGACUGGUAGUCACCACUAUCCGUGUUCCACAGAUCAUCAAUUGUAGUUGAGUAAAUUGUCAUCUCUUCCCUUUUUUACUAGGAAGAAAGAGGCAGCCGGAGACAAAACUGUCCAACGUUUAGUGACAGCCAGUGACUGUGAUGAUCUCUCUCGUACAACAGUGUUAGGGACUGUAACCCAUCGGCUGCUCCAAAGACAGCCCCCACGUCAGUGCAUCAUCACCUAGGACUGCUGUCUGAGUCCACUGGCGAUGGAUUGAAGGUAUGUCCUAACAAACCAACUUCAAGUAGAUUUAUGCUACAGGCUAUUUUGUAUGGAGCCAACUAAGAACAUCUAUUAAAAUCUGAGUGGUUUGACGGUUUUUACUGUUAUUGUUAUUAUUUUUUAUUUUUUUUAAUCGUUAUUAUUAUUAUUAUUGAUAUUGAUAUUAUCAUUAUUAUUUAUAUUGAUUUUAUUAUUAUUUUUAUUAUUAUUGUCGUUAUCAUUAUUAUUUUGUAAAUAUUGACUUUUAGACUAUUUAUCGCUCACAAGUAUUUGAAAGAUUAAAUUCUAAAUAAUUGCUGUUUAUUUUGAUAAUUUUACCUGUGAACUCCUAUUUUGCUUCAGCUAUGGAAGUUCUUCAAAGUUAAAAUACAUUUUUGUACACAAGACACAACUUAUUUUUGUUCCAUAUCCAUCGGUAAAUAUUUUGACUGAGUUGUGAAUAAAGCAUUAUUAUUUUUAUUAUUAUUAUUAUCAUUAUUAUUAUUAUCAUUAUUAUUAUUAAUACUUUAGUAGUAUGGAACUUCUCUUUCAUGAUGUCCACCUCCACUAAGGGUACACAAUUUCUAGUGUUGAGGGUGUCCCAAGUGGUCUUAGUUUUCAUUGUAAUACGCCAAAAGAUGUCGAAGCCUUGUUCAGACUGUGUGUAUGGAGAUACAUUCGAGUUGUUCAUGUGGUUGUAGGUUUCUCUACACAGCUUUGGCAAGGUUACGGAGGAAACAUUUAUUUUAAUGCCGUCCGUUGUCAAUCAAUGCGGAUCAACAGUACCAAGUAUGGAAAACUGAAAAAGGACUUUACAAAAAGAUGGAAAUCUAAAUCUUGCACCCCAUUGAACAGAAAAGAUGGUUAUCAGACACAACUAGUGAGUUCAGCCAAAUCAGAUAUGGACAUAGCGAUACCCUCCAGCAGCAAUCUGGGAAGUCUACGUAUGAGAUCUUGUAAGGAGAAGAAAUGCAAAACAGCCACGUGAAGACACGGUGAAAUUCCUAAACCUCUAACUGGGAAGAUAUGUAAGGGGUUCAGUGAAAAACUUUUAACUGAAACGUUUAAGCGGCUACAGGAAGAUGGUGGUUAUGGACUGAAAGGGGAAUCUUUGUCUGUAUCUGGGGGACAAGUUGGCAAUGCACUGAUCGAUCCUAUAGAUAAAGUGAGGCAAUUUAAUACUCAGUUGAAAGGUAGAGACAUUGCAGUGAGUUUGGAGAGAGGCUUCCUUACCUUACUCUCAGAUAGUUCAUUUUUCCGUGACCACAGAAGUUCAACUGUGGUCACUGCCAACGCAGACCCAUUUGUAAAGCUUCCUGUUCUUGGGAACACUGACAAAAAACACAGAAAUAGAAAAACCAAGAAUGGAAGUUCAACUGAGAACAAUUCGAACGAGCCAAGGCCUGUGUUCAUUAUUCCAUUUGGUGCAUUUGAUGAUCCUGUAGAAAGUGAACUUGAAUUAAAACGAAAAGCAGAUAGAAGAGAGAAGCCUUUGUCUAAGAGCCUUACAGAUCGAAAUAACAAUUCGCCAGGGUCUUAAAAAGAGGCGGAAAAUUCUUCGGAAAAACUGGACGAUUCUGUCAUAACAGAAUGCCUCGUAGAUAAAGUUGCGGACGGCAGUGCUCAUAGUAAAAAAAACGAUCAAAAUUCAGUCAAGUAUUCAGUAACAUCCUCUGGUGUUGUCAAGGAUGAAAAGGCGUCAUGUAGCCCUCGAUCACCUAAACAAACUGUACCCGACUUUCAUCUAAAGAGAGAAAAAAGCAACCUUUCUCUGAGUAAUUAUCUGAAGGCUGUACCCACACGAGGUUCACAGGGACGGGAUAGUCUGACAUCUCCCAGGUCAAAUCUGAUGCCAAGGAUUAGCUACACCAAAUGA